Astyanax mexicanus (Mexican tetra) is the source of this 1502-nucleotide messenger RNA. It is a transcript of the gene cabp2b, whose product is annotated as calcium binding protein 2b. The transcript is spliced from 7 exons. Gene Ontology annotation, molecular function: calcium ion binding. NCBI's taxonomy places the organism in Eukaryota, Metazoa, Chordata, Actinopteri, Characiformes, Acestrorhamphidae. The record is from RefSeq and is a predicted model, not a curated record. Bases 552 to 1322 code for a protein of 256 amino acids.
CACUGUAUCCUUCAGUCUCUCAGCCCCACCACAUAAAACACACACCCGCCGCGCCCUGCACGGAGACAGCAAGACACAGAGAGCCCGAGAGAGGGGCUGAGACGAGGGGCCGAGAGGAGGACAACAGACUGAGAGAAAAAAGAGGAAAACGGACCUUCAUGAGGAACUUCUCUGCAAGACUGGACAUAGAAAAGACUAAGGAAGAGUUAGAGUAUUAGAUCUGAUUUAUUUGAUCUUUGAGGGAGGAGCAGAAGAGCUACAGAGGAAGAACAGAGAGGAAAAACUAAAAACAAAAAAAUUUGCCAUUCAUUGAUUAUUACUGAUUAUUGAUCAUUGACAAGUCUUUUGAGGUCAGAUUAAUGUAGAACAGCAGGUGGAUGUAAAGGAAGACAACAGGAGCUUCAGUGAAGACACUGCAGAGAGGAGCACAGAGGGAGGGGUAGGACAGGUGUUUGCUUUCAGAGAAAGAGAGAGAGAGAGAAAAGAGAGAGAGAGAGAGAGAGAGAGAGAGCGUAUGAGAGGACGAGCAAGAGCGUCUGAUAGCUGCAGGGAUGUUCAUGAUCAUUCGAGAGGGAUCAGCAGCAGGGGGAGGCACUACCGCCGGAAUGAGUGCGCCGCAGGAGAGGACAGCAAAACAGGUCCAAGCUGCCAUAAAGAAGAAGGUGGAGAAACAGAAGAAACAGCUUGAGAUGGGUGUGGUGGAAGCCUUCAGCACCAAUGGAGCGUCUAAAGGACGGAAGAGGCCGAGUGCACCCCCUGAAAGACGGGGUGAUGAGGAGGAGGAGGUGGAGGAAGAUGGCGCUGCUGAGACUGAGGAGCAGUGUGAGAAAGAGGACAUCGAUUUAGUUCCAAUUGUGGACUCAGUUUUUGGCCAAGACAGAGAGCUCCGGCCCGAGGAGAUAGAAGAACUGCGGGAGGCCUUUAAAGAGUUUGAUAGGAACAAAGGCUACAUCAACUGUCGGGACCUGGGCGAGUGCAUGAGGACUAUGGGAUACAUGCCUACAGAGAUGGAGCUCAUUGAGCUGAGUCAGCAAAUCUCUGGGGGUAAAAUCGACUUUGAAGACUUUGUGGAGCUGAUGGGGCCUAAAAUGCUUGCAGAAACUGCAGACAUGAUUGGUGUCAAAGAGUUAAGAGAUGCCUUCAAAGAGUUUGACUCAAAUGGUGAUGGACAGAUCAGUAUUACUGAACUGAGGGAAGCCAUGAAGAAGCUGAUGGGUGAACAGCUGAACCCAAGAGAUAUUGACGAAAUCAUCCGGGAUGUGGACCUCAAUGGAGAUGGCCAAGUGGACUUUGAAGAGUUUGUGCGGAUGAUGUCACGCUGAUGUCACACCGUAGAGGAUCAUCACCGCUGAAUCUGUUUUAUUUAUAUUUAUAUAUUUAUAUAUAUAAAACAUUAAUGCAGUAUUUUUUCUAAGGUAAUGAAAGAUGUGUCAGAUUUGUACAGUUUUAUUUUUAAGUUUAAUUGUACAUGAAAGGAAAUAUUUAAUAAAAAAAUGUGGUAA